AUGAAAAAUGGACUUUUAUCGAAAAAAAAACAACGAAAUUUCAAACAAUUAACACUACCUUCACAAACACGCAGAGAGUCAUCGCAAAUAUUAUUAAAUACACAUUCAUCAAGAAGCACAGAUGAUUCUCAUAGGUACCAUAAUAGUCUUUUGGAACAACUUGAGAUUCUUGAAAUUGGAGUUGAAUUUAAGCUUAAUUUGUGCCAAGAAGAUCUUCAAAUAUUGGGUGAUAUUGGAGCAGGAAAUAGUGGUACGGUAACUAAAGCUCUUCAUCUUCCUACAAAAACUAUCAUAGCUAAAAAAGUUAUACAUAUCGAAGCAAAACCUACUGUCAGAAAACAAAUACUUAGAGAGUUGCAAAUCAUGCAUGAUUGCAAUAGUCCAUAUAUAGUCUCGUUUUAUGGAGCAUUUAUGAAUGGAAAUGAUAUUAAUAUUUGCAUGGAAUACAUGGAUUGCGGCUCUUUAGAUAGGAUAUCUAAAUAUGGAGCUAUAGAAGUGAAUAUUUUAGGGAAAAUUAGCAUCGCGGUUGUAGAGGGACUAACAUAUUUAUAUAAUGUUCAUCGAAUAAUUCAUAGAGACGUUAAACCAAGUAAUAUUCUAGUUAAUUCUCACGGACAAAUCAAACUUUGUGAUUUUGGGGUAUCAGGAAAGCUUAUAAAUUCAACAGCCGAUACGUUUGUGGGUACUUCGACAUAUAUGUCGCCUGAACGUAUCCAAGGAGCAAAAUAUAGCGUUAAAUCUGACGUUUGGUCUCUCGGAAUGACUCUUUUGGAAUUGGCCAUUGGACGUUUCCCAUUGACAUCAAACUCAGAUGCUCCUACUGCUGGAACUAUGGGAAUCUUAGACCUAUUACAAAGAAUAGUACACGAAUCUGCUCCAACUUUACCAAAGGGGAAAUUUCCAGAAGACUUAGAUAAUUUUAUUAGUACAUGCCUCAAUAAAGAUUUAAAAAUACGACCUAAUCCUCAGGAACUUUUGGAUCAUCAUUAUAUAAUAAACUCGCGGAAACAAGACGUUAAUUUAGAAGCAUGGGCCAAAGAAAUGCUCAAGUAAUAUGAAACAAAUGGAAAAUUAUAAUUUAUAUAUGUACAUUUUUA
Molecule: messenger RNA, 1097 nt
Organism: Pneumocystis murina B123
Lineage: Eukaryota; Fungi; Ascomycota; Pneumocystomycetes; Pneumocystales; Pneumocystaceae
Exons: 7
Coding region: 1-1053 (350 amino acids)
Biological process (GO): protein phosphorylation
Molecular function (GO): ATP binding; protein kinase activity
Source: RefSeq, a predicted model, not a curated record